AUGUUUCGAAACGUAACGCCGGAGAAAGCAAUAGAAUUUACUUGGCUCAGCGUGGCCGUAAUGUGUUGUUUACCAUUACCAGCUACCGCCACCAGGUCUCAGUUACUCCGUUUCAAGAUCCUGAGAUUUCUAGGUGCCCUUUGCGCCUGUGGACUGAUUCUUCCGCUGUUAUACGCUGUGUACAUGAAAUACGACGAUCCGGUCAUCUUCACCAACGCCGCUGGUCUCGCUGUGGCUGUUUGUCAAGUCCCAGUGCACGUGUACCUCUCCAUUAUCUAUUACGAUCGGAUUCAGGCGAUGAUCGAAUACAUGACGAAUUACUGCGGGAAAGCAAAGUCGUCCGAAAGACAGGUCCUCCAACGAUACGUCGACAAGUACGCGACGUUUUACGGGUUGUGUACCGCUUGGUUUUACGUGACUGCGGCUGUCUUCGACGUAGGAGCUCUGUUCGCUGCUCAACCGUUUCCAUCCAAUGCCGAAUACCCUUUCGCCGUCGAUUACGAGCCCUUGAAGUCGCUGAUAUUCUUGCACCAUGUGGUGGUCAGUUUCCAAUGUUCUGGCGCCGUGUGCAUGAACGCUGUGGCUGCGCUUAUGAUAUUGUUCGCGGCUGCACGGUUCGAGAUUUUGAUGUUGGAGUUGCGCGCCGUUCAGAACGUCGAAACGCUGAUACGGUGCGUGAAAGAAUAUCAUCUCGUGAGAAGCUACGCUCAGGAAGUGGUCAGUGUUUUUCGGCACACGGUUAUUUACACAACGUGUAUGGCCACUGUACCGCUUGUUCUCUCCGGUCUUAGCAUGAUCGGUCAUCAACCAUUGGUGAUAAAACUGCAAUUCUUAUUCUUGGGCGGGAUUGCGUUGUUGGAGGUCUACUUGUGCGCGUGGCCAGCGGACGAUCUAUUUACUGUGAGUGAGAGCGUUGUUCGAAGCGUGUACGAAAGUAAGUGGUACGAACAGAACGUGGGAAUGCAGAAAACGGUCCUCCUCGCGUUAUUACCACAGAGACCCAUAACCAUCAGUUUGGCGUGCGUUAUUCCAGCUCUCUCGUUGGAGUUUUAUUGUUCGUACGUCGCGAAUGCGUUUUCUUUGUUUACCGCUUUGCGACUCGUGGUGAACGACGAGACAUAA
Colletes gigas is the source of this 1122-nucleotide messenger RNA. RefSeq lists its product as uncharacterized. Gene Ontology annotation, cellular component: plasma membrane. Gene Ontology annotation, molecular function: olfactory receptor activity; odorant binding. NCBI's taxonomy places the organism in Eukaryota, Metazoa, Arthropoda, Insecta, Hymenoptera, Colletidae. The transcript is spliced from 6 exons. The record is from RefSeq and is a predicted model, not a curated record. The coding region runs from base 1 to 1122 and encodes 373 amino acids. Gene Ontology annotation, biological process: detection of chemical stimulus involved in sensory perception of smell; sensory perception of smell.